AUGAAAAUCGUGAAAACAACAACAAAGCCAUUCACAUUUAUUAAAACGUCAAAUAAAAACCAACACAAAACUUAAAACUAAAAUAGAUUUCCUCUAUUUAAUAUCACAAGUUUCUUCGAAAUCCUUUUGGCUAAGACCACAGUCAGAAAUAAAGGAGACCAUAUACAAAUAAAAAAAACAAUACAGGAAUAGUAUUUUAAGUUGAAAAAUCAGCUGCAAGAUUGAGAAAUCUACUUUGUAAAGUUUUUUACUACAAAAACAACAACAACAAAAUAGUGGCAGUGAGCUAAGCAAUAAAAAAACAAAGCAGACUUCGACGUCGUCGUGUGUGUCUUGCUCAAAGCAGUUGUUAAAAUUUACAGUUGAUCUCUUGAGAAAAACAACAAACAAAGGGAGGAGCAAGUCUACAUCAAUAUUCCAAAAAUGUCUGUAACAGAUUUCAUAAAAGGACUUCCUUGUCAUAAUGCUGAAAAUUUUUCACAAUUCAAUACGGAGCAUGCAAUGAGAGCUUCACAAAAAAGACCUUCCGUUUAUCUGCCCACAGAAGACUAUCCCUCGGAACAGCACAUAGUACUGGACAAACGUUCCGUGCUGUUGCGCUACUUAACACAACAAUGGGACAAAAAAAUCCUACCCAAAAAACGAGAUCACGCCAACGAGGGUAGUGCGAACAAUAGUGGUCCUGGCAACAAUUGUAAAAAGCGUCCCCGUCUAGAGGCUGAAUAAAGACAAGACUACAAAGGAAAGAAGGAAAGCGAAAUAGGCACUAGCUGGCUGGAAUGGAAUAAUCAGAAAAGAUGAAUGUGGAAAAAGAGCUUGAAAUUUAUAGUUCAUACACAACAUACCAUACCCCCACCCCAAUCCAAAACAACAACCAAUCUCCCUUAAUAUGCAUACAACAACUACACACACAAUUAAAAAGAUUUGUUUCUUUAGAAUAUUGUAUGUUUCCUUAUAUUGCAAAAGUAACAUGAAGAUUGAUCUUGAAGUUUGUUCUUUUUUUUGAUUAUUUUGUAAUUUCUUUGUUUUUUCUCUCUCAGCAUGAAUUAAUCAUAAAUUUAACGUACAAUAGAAUAUAGAAUUUGAAUGAUUUCGAAUUACUUUUUUUUAAUAUUUAUAUUUUUAAAUAAAAAAAACCGUUCUAAAACCUCGAAAUCUGUAAA
This is a messenger RNA of Stomoxys calcitrans (stable fly), 1163 nucleotides long. RefSeq names its product DET1- and DDB1-associated protein 1. The transcript has a single exon. Gene Ontology annotation, cellular component: Cul4-RING E3 ubiquitin ligase complex. The record is from RefSeq and is a predicted model, not a curated record. Bases 424 to 726 code for a protein of 100 amino acids. Gene Ontology annotation, biological process: positive regulation of proteasomal ubiquitin-dependent protein catabolic process. NCBI's taxonomy places the organism in Eukaryota, Metazoa, Arthropoda, Insecta, Diptera, Muscidae.